This is a messenger RNA of Helianthus annuus (common sunflower), 2423 nucleotides long. Its product is annotated as probable ADP-ribosylation factor GTPase-activating protein AGD14. The record is from RefSeq and is a predicted model, not a curated record. NCBI's taxonomy places the organism in Eukaryota, Viridiplantae, Streptophyta, Magnoliopsida, Asterales, Asteraceae. The coding region runs from base 159 to 2081 and encodes 640 amino acids. Gene Ontology annotation, molecular function: GTPase activator activity. The transcript is spliced from 14 exons.
CCCGCCCACACUCGAUCUUUCCUCCCUUUAAUAUCACUUUUCAUCGGUCGACACUACAAACGCACGCUAAAUUCUCUCUCUCUCUCUCUAGCUGUACAACUAAAAGAUCUGUAAAAUCUCCCCAAAAUCUCUCGUUAAGGGUUUUGAUUUGGACAGAAAUGGGGAGUCGGUUGAAGGAGGAUGAGAGGAAUGAAAGAGCUAUACGGAAUCUUCUGAAACUUCCUGAGAAUCGGAGGUGUAUUAACUGCAAUAGUUUGGGACCUCAGUAUGUAUGCACAAGCUUUUGGACAUUUGUUUGCACAACUUGCAGUGGCAUACACCGCGAAUUCACGCACCGGGUAAAAUCUGUGUCGAUGGCCAAAUUUACUACACAAGAAGUUAGCGCCCUUCAAGGAGGAGGAAAUGCGAGUGCCAAGGAGAUUUAUUUUAAAGAAUGGGAUGCACAACGUCAAUCCUAUCCUGACAGCAGUAAUGUUGAGAGACUUCGUGACUUCAUUAAGCAUGUCUAUGUUGAUAGAAGAUAUUCUGGUGAGAGAAGCUUUGACAAGCCUCCAAGGGCAAAAACGGGGGAAUCAGAAGGUUCUAGGAGCCCACCUUACGAGAACGAGCGGCGUUACAGUGAUAGGCCUAGUCCCGGUGGAAGAAGUGAUGGAAGUUCUAGAAACAGUUAUGAUGAAAGACGUAGUCCCGGGUAUGACCCAGAUUUCAGAAAAAGCCCAGCUCGGCCCGAUAUUGUUAAUGAUUGGCGACGAGAAGAUAGAUUUGGGAAUGGAAAAAAAUCUGAUGAUGGGAAAGUUUCUGAUGGAGGCUUUAAGGUUGAAGGUAGGUCUCCUGAUCACCAAAGAAAUACAAGUAUAUCGAGCCCCCCGAUAGUUAGGCCCGUUAGGGAUAUAUUGGGGGAGAGUGUUUCUCCUCUUCGGGUUAUAGAACCUCCAAAAGCUAAUGGUUCAAGGCCAGCAGAUGGUUCGUUUCAAACACAGAGAACCGCUUCUUCCAGUAUUUUAGCAUCAUCUAGUGGGAAUCCAACAGAACUCAGAACCGAAACUUCAUUAAUUGAUUUUGAUGCCGACCCUGAACCACCUUCAACCGCCCCGGGCCCACAAACACAACAAACUGCUCCCGCUCCUGUUCCAGUUGUGGCACAACCAACAGUAUCAUCAAAUGAUAAUUGGGCCAGUUUUGAUUCAUCUCCUGUAAUACAACCUACUCAAUCUCUUCCGUCAAGUUCUAACUUGCUUGAUGUACUUUCUGAGCUAUCAGUUCCUGCAUCUGGUAAUAGUCCAGUAGUUGCUAGCACACAAAUGCCACCUGCACCUGCAGUUACACAACCAUCAGCGUUUAAUGCAUUUGGUAGUUCUGUUGACGGAGGCCAGUGGCAAAAUGUGCCUGGUCAGCAAAAUUUUGUUCCUGCUACUAGUAUUCAGCCUCCUAUCACAUCAUUCAGUCAGCCAUGGAAUACCUCUAGUGGAGAUACUCAAAUACCUUCUAGUGCUCCAAGUGCAGAUUCUCAAGUCACAUCCACCAUUGAGGUUAAACCUGCUGCCAAAAAAGAACUACCUGCGGAUUUAUUUACUUCAAGUUAUUCACCAUUCACUGCUCAGGGUGCAGGCUGGUACCCUGCUCCACAAUAUGGCAUGGGAUACAAUAUGCAGUAUAAUCUUCCUCAGCAGCCUGUGCCAUCUUUUAUACAGCCAUCGAAGUCAUCAAAUCCAUUUGAUCUCAAUGAAUCACCUUCAGUUCAAGCUACGACAUUCCCUUCAAUGGCUCCGUUACAAACUGCUUUACCAAACACCGGACCGCCAUCUGGCAUGCAGCAAACCUUGGGCCUGGGUACUCCUGCACCAACAUGGAUGACCCACCAAUCCAUGCCGCCCCCAGGCCCAUCAUAUGGAUCAUCAAUGCCUUCGGGUCCUUUCAUGGGACAAGUACCUCCAAACACCCCACCCCAACCCAGGCCACAAGUAGGAAACUUUGGAUACGAUAUGACGUCCUUUGGUUCGUUGAGUAAUACAAAUCAACAACAGAGUGGAUUAUAUGCUGCGGCUGCUACACCAAACACCUCUUCUAACCCAUUUGGGUAAAUAUAAAGGCAAAAUCGCUAUAAACAUCUCAUGAAUAUUCAAGGAGUAUGCAAAAUCAUCUAAUUUGCUUGCCCCUGAAACAUUAAAGGAUUUUUUUUGUCCCAUAGUCGUCGGUUUGUUGUAGAUUUGUAUUUAUCGACUUCACCUGUCGGUAAAAUUAGGUUCGUGUUUUUGGGGCACUUGAGUAAGUUAAGGGGUGUCUUAUGUAAAAAUCAAAAGUGGAUGAUGUCGAUUUUACGGCUUUUUUUUUUUUUUUCUGAAUUUUGUUUGCUUCUAUUUCUUGAUAAGUUGUAUUAUAGUUUUUAGACUUGAUUUAUAUUUAGCUGUUGUCUUGUUCUUUUU